Drosophila teissieri is the source of this 4590-nucleotide messenger RNA. It is a transcript of the gene Mp, whose product is annotated as collagen alpha-1(XVIII) chain. NCBI's taxonomy places the organism in Eukaryota, Metazoa, Arthropoda, Insecta, Diptera, Drosophilidae. The transcript is spliced from 24 exons. The coding region runs from base 357 to 3425 and encodes 1022 amino acids. The record is from RefSeq and is a predicted model, not a curated record.
ACGGAGCGCAUCGCAGGGCACCCACACGCGAAUUGAGUGCCGGCCACACCGAAGCGUGCUCCCCUGCGAAACGAAAACGUUAAAACUCGCGAUUUUGCCGGCUGAGAUUGAUACACUGCAAAAAACGACGGGAUUUGUAGUGAAUUACAAGAACGGAAUACCCGAGAGUAUACAUAUAUAGAAAAGGAAACCGGGGCGUAAAGAAAAGUGUCCAAAGGCUUUGUGAAAAGUGUCCUGCUGCUGGCAACUGUCGCCCGAAACUAUGCAGCAGUGAAAAAGGCCCACUUCCGCCAGGAAAAACGUGGAAAUAUUCAGUGGCAUUCAACUGGAGACUGAGACUCCCCAUUCGGAUCAAGAUGCGUGUGCUACAAUGGGUAAUGUUUGCAUUGGGCAUGAUUUGCAUGCUGCUGGAUCCAGCGCUCGGAUCUUUUGAGCUGGUGGGACAGUCCAUUAAAGAUGCCCUGGCCGAAUACACGUUGACCGACAUCAUGAACAACAACCAAUUUGCGGGCAUCGAGUUUGGCGAGGCGGAGGACGGCUUCCCCGCCUUCCGCUUCCUGCAGACGGCGGACGUGAAGUCGCCGUAUCGGAUGCUCCUACCGGAGAAGCUCUACGAGUUCGCCAUCCUCAUCACUUUCCGGCAGAGCUCGCUGAAGGGCGGCUACCUGUUCAGCGUGGUGAAUCCGCUGGACACGGUCGUCCAGCUGGGCGUUCACCUCUCGCCCGUCGUGAAGAACAGCUACAACGUAUCGCUGGUCUACACGCAGGCGGACCAGAACAUCGGCCGCAAGUUGGCCAGCUUCGGUGUGGCUCAUGUGCCGGACAAGUGGAACUCGAUUGCCCUCCAGGUGCUCAGCGAUAAAGUGUCCUUCUACUACGACUGCGAGCUGCGCAACACCACUCUGGUCACCAGGGAGCCCAUCGAAUUGGUCUUCGAUUCGGCAUCCACUCUGUAUAUUGGCCAGGCGGGCUCCAUUAUUGGCGGUAAAUUCGAGGGCUAUUUAGAAAAAAUCAAUGUCUAUGGUAAUCCCGAUGCCAUAAAUGUCACAUGCAUGCCGCCCCCAAAGGCAACGAUUGCUCCCACCACGGCGGAUGAGAGUUCUUUGAUUUACGAAGGAUCUGGAGAGAGUGUUAUCUUCGAAGAUUCGACGGAAACGAAUAUUUUAAGUGAUGAGUUUUGGGAUACAGGCGAAGAGGCGACAGACAUCUUCGACGCCAGUGGCAUGCAGCCCCCAGGACAGACGCAGUAUUCGCACGAGAGACCGUACCGCGGCAUCAAGGGCGAGAAGGGAGAGCGGGGGCCCAAGGGCGACAGCAUUCGCGGUCCGCCGGGACCGCCGGGUCCGCCCGGGCCCAAAGGCGAAACGGCCCCCUAUCCGCCCUUUGUGGAGACGACGAGUGCGGGGGCUAAAUACACUGGCGAGUGUACAUGUAAUGCGUCUGAUAUCCUAGAGGCCAUCAAGGACAAUGAGUCGUUGCGGGAAUCGUUGCGAGGAGCGCCGGGUACAGCGGGCAAGGAUGGAAAGCCAGGGACCCCUGGACACACCGGAGCCACCGGAGUGCCAGGAGCCAGAGGCGCCCGGGGGUCCGAGGGUGCCCAGGGGCUGAAGGGCGAGCCAGGCGUCGACGGACUGCCCGGAGUCAUGGGUCCGCCGGGACCACCGGGUCCGCCUGGUUUGCCCGAGAAUUACGAUGAAUCCCUAAUGGUCAACUCGAUGGGCGCAUUCCGGGGCACGACGCAGCCAGGAGCCAAAGGUGUGCCCGGCGAGAAAGGUGAUGCCGGCCAGAAAGGAGAGCGUGGCGAUCCGGGUCACAAAGGUGCACACGGGCCCAGCGGCGCAAAGGGUGAGCCCGGCGAACCGGGAACACCCGGACUGCCGGGAUUGCCGGGACAGGCUGGACAGCCCGGCGGACUUGAGGGACUCGCCAGCGCCAAUGGGACCAAGGGCGAGCGGGGCGAGAAGGGCGAGAAGGGCAUGCGGGGUCGGCGUGGAGGAACGGGCACCACUGGACCAAUUGGACCGCCCGGAAAACCCGGACCCAUGGGCGAUAUUGGACACUCGGGCCGUCCUGGCAUGACAGGACCAAAGGGUGAGAUGGGUCCCAAAGGACCGAAGGGCGAUUCCGGCGGACGCGAGGGGACAAAGGGCGAUAAGGGAGACCGAGGUCAGGAUGGUCGCGAUGGCUUGCCAGGACCUCCAGGAUUACCCUCAACUGGUGGAGGCGAUGGCGACAGCGGCGGCGUGCAGUACAUCCCAAUGCCAGGACCUCCAGGACCUCCGGGACCACCGGGACUGCCGGGUCUUUCCAUCUCUGGCCCCAAAGGAGAACCCGGAAUGGAUUCGCGUAGCUCCUUCUUCGGCGAUGCAUCCUACUACGGACGACCAGAGACACCACGCCAGCCAGGACAUUCCCACAAGCAUGAGGAGACCCUGGGGCUCGUCGAUGGCGAGGAGCCAUACUUCUCCGCAUCCUCAUCGAACAUGAACAUGAAGAUUGUGCCUGGCGCAGUCACCUUCCAGAACAUCGAUGAAAUGACAAAAAAAUCGGCCCUGAAUCCGCCGGGCACAUUGGCCUACAUCACCGAGGAGGAGGCGCUACUGGUUCGCGUGAACAAGGGAUGGCAGUAUAUUGCGCUGGGAACUCUGGUGCCGAUUGCCACGCCCGCUCCGCCCACAACGGUGGCACCCUCGAUGCGAUUCGAUCUGCAGUCGAAGAACCUGCUCAACAGUCCACCGCCCCUGCUCAAUACGCCAACGUUUACAACCGCGCCCGAAUACGAAACGUGGUAUCCGCGAAUGCUACGCGUGGCCGCACUGAAUGAGCCCUCCACCGGCGAUUUGCAGGGGAUUCGGGGGGCGGACUUCGCCUGCUAUCGGCAAGGACGACGGGCAGGACUCCUGGGCACCUUCAAGGCAUUCCUCUCUUCCAGGGUACAGAAUCUGGACAGCAUUGUGCGUACGGGUGACCGGGAUCUGCCCGUGGUGAACACUCGUGGCGAUGUGCUCUUCAACUCGUGGAAGGGCAUCUUCAAUGGCCAAGGUGGCUUCUUCUCGCAGGCGCCGAGAAUCUACAGCUUCAGCGGCAAGAACGUGAUGACGGACUCUUCAUGGCCCAUGAAGAUGGUGUGGCACGGCUCGCUGCCCAAUGGCGAGCGCUCCAUGGACACCUACUGCGAUGCCUGGCACUCGGGUGACCACCUGAAGUCCGGCUAUGCCAGCAAUCUCGAUGGCCACAAGCUGCUCGAACAGAAGCGCCAGUCCUGCGACAGCAAGCUGAUCAUCCUGUGCGUGGAGGCACUCUCGCAGGAUCGCAAGCGCAAGAAGCGGGAAAUCGGCGACGGCAGCAGUCACGGCGAAAGUGAAGGCAGGGAGUUCAAGACGGCCGAUGAGUAUGCAGCGCAUUUAGAAAAUUUACUGCUGUAAGCGGAACCGGAAGGAAGAACAAGAGCGGCGUCACACCAAACCAUUCUCAUGCAUAAAACAAAACAAAUCACAGCACACACACACUCGCACACACAUACACACCUACGUGCAUACAUUGAAUGUAAACGUGAAUCAUGGCCAUGCAUAUAAUCAGCGAAUUCCAAACAAAAACCAAAAAGAGAAAUACUCAGACGGCAGAUGGAUGUUGCAUAUAAAUACAUACUUACAUAUAUUACCCGUACGCAUACACACUACUCGUAGGUAAUAUGUCUAAUAUAUUGCUACACGUCGUAUAUGAUAAACACAAAUAGAUAUAUAUAUAUAUAUAUCGUGGAUAUAUAUAUUUGAGUUGUACUUUAUGUUUAGGACACGGCACGAGCAAGCAGCAAUUUUUUGUACAAGCAGGAAACGUAUUCGUAGUUUGUAAACUGUAAUUUGUAACUUACCGAUAGCCGUAACCGAACUAAUAUCUAAUUUUGUAAUUACAUAAGCUCACCCACAAUGAAAUAGAAAAAUAAAAGAAAAGAAAAACAGCAGCGGAACACCCAGUCGCCUCCGCCUACGCAAUACUGGCCAAAUUAGUAUCCUACUUAGAUCGUAUGGCAAUGCACCCGAGAAUCGAGAAUAGAGAAUCGAAAAUCGAGAAUCCAAAAGCGAGCAACUCUUCACAGGACCCUGUAUAUGCGUGUAUAAAUGUGUAUUUUUGUCAAAAGACUUCUAGGUGUGUGUACAUUAUAAGUAAGCCCUGCGUGGUUACGAUACGAAACAACCGUUUUUAACUAUCGCAUGCAGCUCUUUCUGCCCAGUCUAUAUACGGUAUAUAUAUCUGAAGGUUAUAUAGGAUAUAUGUUUUACGACCGAUUUCUACAGUACUCCUAUCGUAGGCCAGAGAUUUUCUACAGCGUAGCUCGCGAUUACCCACAAUACUCGUUACCGACGAAUAUUCCACAUUCGGAUCGCAGUUUUUAUAUGCAUCAGAUGAGUAACGAUAAUGAAAUUAUAGCAUAAUCAACACACAUACACAUACAUAAGUACAUACACACAUCCGUCGUGGAUGGUAAAUUCGUAAUUUAUUGUCAUUCGAUAACGAACACUUAACUAAAUUCUAAUUAUAGUUACCGAUAGUUAGUUACAUAAUAAUUUCUUUUUGCAUUUAACCAAUGCA